Molecule: messenger RNA, 558 nt
Organism: Fraxinus pennsylvanica
Lineage: Eukaryota; Viridiplantae; Streptophyta; Magnoliopsida; Lamiales; Oleaceae
Source: the annotation of a GenBank genome assembly
AUGGUGUGCAUCAGGAAAGCAACAGUAGAUGACCUGUUAGCUAUGCAAGAAUGCAAUUUGUUCUGCCUGCCGGAAAAUUACCAGAUGAAAUACUAUUUCUACCACAUACUCUCCUGGCCGCAGCUUCUCUACGUUGCGGAGGACUACAAUGGCAAAAUCGUGGGCUAUGUUUUGGCCAAAAUGGAAGAGGAGAGCUCCGAGUGCCAUGGCCACAUCACCUCGCUUGCCGUGCUCAGGACGCACCGGAAACUUAGCCUCGCGACUAAGCUCAUGACUGCUGCCCAGAAUGCCAUGGAACAGGUGUACGGCGCAGAGUAUGUGUCCCUGCAUGUAAGGAAAGGCAAUAAGGCUGCAUUUAAUUUGUAUACAGAGACAUUAGGGUACACGAUUCAUGAUGUGGAAGCGAAAUACUAUGCAGAUGGGGAGGAUGCAUAUGAUAUGAGGAAGCAAUUGAAGGCAAGGAAACAUCACCACCACCACCACCAUCAUGGUGGUGUGUGUUGUUCCGGGGAUUUGAAGCCUGGUGAGAAGACUGGAUCAGCAGAAGCCCAAGCAUAG